Messenger RNA from Anguilla anguilla (European eel), 4508 nucleotides. RefSeq names its product gamma-aminobutyric acid (GABA) B receptor, 1b (gene gabbr1b). Gene Ontology annotation, biological process: G protein-coupled receptor signaling pathway; gamma-aminobutyric acid signaling pathway. Gene Ontology annotation, cellular component: membrane; G protein-coupled receptor heterodimeric complex. Gene Ontology annotation, molecular function: G protein-coupled GABA receptor activity. The coding region runs from base 506 to 3550 and encodes 1014 amino acids. The record is from RefSeq and is a predicted model, not a curated record. The transcript has 25 exons. NCBI's taxonomy places the organism in Eukaryota, Metazoa, Chordata, Actinopteri, Anguilliformes, Anguillidae.
CCAUUAUUCCAGGCGUGUUUACAUAACGUGUACAGUACGGACAGGGCGGGCGGCGGGGGAGGUACGGAGAGUUAACGUGACGUCUCGCGCUGACGUGACGUGUGAGUGAGUGAGGGACAGUGUCCAGAGUGGUAAGGAGGAAAAGCAAAAGAGGGCGGCGUAUCCGAGUCGCGUCGUCCGGGUGCACUGUGCGUUUUUCCCCUCCCUCCCUCCAAAUCAGAAUUUCCACCUGACAAAAAAAAUACGCGACAUUCAAUUACUUAAUGUUCAGAACAGGAUUGUUCAACCACCCUUUUUACCGAUAGAGAUAAUAUUCAAGCACAACCGGUAUUCACAAAAGCACGCGGAUGCGCUUGGAAACAUAAGGACAUUUGCUUAAAAAAACAUUUUCGACGAGUCGCAAGAUAUCCGACGGAAAUAUGGCAUUCUAAGCGAGCCUCUUGUAUUUAAACGCACACAAUUGCCAGUUGGAUUCAACUUCCCGGUCGGUUACUGACUGUUCAAGAUGACGUCUCAGCGCAGAGCAACUGCCAAACAGUGCUGUGAAAGGCUGGCCCUGUCUUUACUCCUCCUCAUGGUCUACAUCUUCCCCCCGGUCUCUGUGGCGCUGCAUAAUUUAACAGCUGGAGGUUGCGCCAUCAUCCGGCCGCCGAGAGAUGGAGGGAUCCGCUACCGGGGACUGACCCAGGAGCAGAUCCGCAGUGUGCAGAUCCUCCCGCUGGAUUAUGAGAUAGAGUACAUCUGCAGGGGCAGCAGAGUGAUCGUGGGGCCCAAGGUGAGGAAGUGCCUCCCCAACGGCACCUGGACCGACCUGAGCCUGCGCAGCCGCUGCUUGCUGCAGUGCCCCCAUGUGUGGGCGUCGCUGGAGAAUGGGCAGGUGGAGCUGUGGCCCCCGGGCCCCCCCGUGGAGGGGACCCUGCUGCAGUACAGCUGCCUGCCCGGAUUCUCCCUGGGGGGACGCAACGUCAGCCAGUGCACCAAGCUGGGGAAGUGGGACUCCCCCAAACCCGUCUGCCACUAUGACCGGAAUUACCCAGGCAAAAAGAAGCUCUACAUUGGAGCGCUGUUCCCCAUGAGCGGCGGCUGGCCCGGGGGACAAGCUUGCCGACCGUCCGCUCAAAUGGCCCUGGACCUGGUCAAUAACAGAACGGAUAUUCUCCCGGAUUACGAGCUGGAGUUGAUCUACUAUGACAGCAAGUGUGACCCGGGUGAGGCCACGCGCUUGCUGUAUGACCUGCUGUACACGGAGCCCAUAAAGAUUGUGCUGAUGCCCGGCUGCAGCUCCGUGUCCACCCUGGUGGCUGAGGCGGCCCGCAUGUGGAACCUGAUCGUGUUGUCCUACGGCUCCAGCUCCCCGGCGCUCUCGAACCGGCAGCGUUUCCCCACCUUCUUCCGCACGCACCCAUCGGCCACCCUGCACAACCCCACCCGCGUGCAGCUCUUCCAGAAGUGGAAGUGGACCAAGAUCGCCACCAUCCAGCAGACCACCGAGGUCUUCACUUCGACUCUGGAUGAUUUGGAGCAGAGGGUGAAGGAGGCUGGCAUAGAGAUCAGCGUGAGACAGAGCUUCCUGACCGACCCCGCUGUGGCUGUCAAAAACCUCAAGCGGCAGGACGCCCGGAUCAUCGUGGGACUGUUCUACGAGACAGAGGCACGGAAAGUGUUCUGUGAGGUCUUUAAGGAGAAGCUCUUUGGGAAGAAAUACGUCUGGUUUCUGAUUGGCUGGUACGCAGACAACUGGUUCAAAAUCAAGGAUCCGUCGAUCAACUGCACGGUGGAGAACAUGACGGAGGCCGUGGAGGGUCACGUGACCACAGAGAUCGUCAUGCUGAACCCCGAGACCGUCCGGGGCGCCUCAAACCUGACCUCGCAGGAGUUCCUGGUCCAGCUGAUGUCCCGCCUGGGGGGGAAGAACCCGGAGGAGACGGGGGGCUUCCAGGAGGCCCCGCUGGCCUACGACGCCGUUUGGGCGCUGGCUUUGGCCCUCAACAAGACCGUGGGGCCCCUGAGGGCCCGCGGCCGGCGGCUGGAGGACUUCAACUACAACAACCGCGACAUCACCGCAGAGAUCUACCGCGCACUGAACACCAGCUCCUUCGAAGGGGUGUCUGGUCAUGUAGUUUUUGAUGCCCAGGGUUCGAGGAUGGCCUGGACGCUUAUCGAGCAACUACAAGGGGGAAGCUAUAAGAAGAUUGGUUACUAUGACAGCACCAAGGGGAACCUGUCCUGGUUCGGCAAUGACAAAUGGAUAGGUCCUGGUCCCCCAGCUGACCAGACGGUGGUCAUUGAGGAGUUCCGCUUCCUGUCUCAGAAGCUCUUUGUCUCUGUGUCGGUCUUCGCUGGCCUUGGAAUUCUCCUGGGCGUCCUGUGCCUCACAUUCAAUAUCUACAACAGUAAUAUUAGGUACAUUCAGAACUCUCAGCCCUACCUGAAUAACAUGACGGCGGUGGGCUGUAUGCUGGCCCUGGCCGCCGUGUUUCCGCUGGGCAUCGACGGUCUCCACGUGCGCCGCUCGCAGUUUCCCGUCGUCUGUCAGUUUCGGCUCUGGUUGCUGGGCCUUGGAUUCAGUCUGGCCUACGGCAGUAUGUUCACAAAGAUCUGGUGGGUUCACACCGUCUUCACCAAGAAGGACGAGAAAAAAGACAAGAGAAAGCAGCACCUGGAGCCAUGGAAACUCUAUGCCACUGUCGGCGUGUUGCUUGGCAUCGACAUCCUGUCGCUCAUGAUCUGGCAGAUUGUGGAUCCUCUGCACAUAACCAUAGAGAAGUUCACCAGAGAAGCACCAAAGGGGGACCUGGACGUCCUGAUCCAGCCACUCCUGGAGCACUGCAGCUCAGAGAAGAUGAACACCUGGCUAGGGGUGGUCUAUGGCUACAAGGGCCUGCUGCUGCUGCUGGGCAUAUUCCUGGCCUAUGAGACCAAGUCCGUUUCCACGGAGAAGAUCAACGAUCACCGGGCGGUGGGGAUGGCCAUCUACAACGUUUCGGUCCUGUGUAUGAUCACUGCUCCUGUCACCAUGAUCCUGUCCUCCCAGCAGGACGCCUCCUUUGCCUUCGCCUCCCUGGCCAUCGUCUUCUCCGUCUACAUCACCCUGGUGGUGCUCUUCGCCCCCAAGAUGCGCAGGUUGAUCACUCGAGGCGAGUGGCAGUCGGAGCAGCAGGAGACCAUGAAGACUGGCUCGUCCACCAACAACAACGAUGAGGAGAAGUCUCGGCAGCUGGAGCGAGAGAACAAGGAACUGCAGAAGAUCAUUCAAGAGAAAGAAGAGCGGGUGUCUGAGCUUCGGAACCAGCUGAGCGAGAGGCAGGCUCUCCGGUCCCGAAGACGCCCCUCCACCGCCACCCAACAGCAGAACCACAGCACCCCGCUGCCCGCCGCCCCCCAGAACGACCCCAAAUCCCUCCUGCCCCCACCCGGGUACCCCCUCCCUGCUUCCGACAACCACUCCAUCCCUCCCUCCUUCUCCAACUCCUCCAGCCUCUACCAGUCUGACGGCAAGAUCAGCCUGAACAACUGCCACACCAGUCACCUGCAGCUACUCUACAAGUGAGGGACAGCCAGGGGCGGGGCUACGGAGGGGAAGGGGAGGAGUCACAGAGGGGAGGAGCUGGCAACAGAAGGGAGGCUGGGGACGGGUAGUGGAGAAGGGGAAAGUCGAUGAUGGGAGGAUUUUGUGAAAGAGGGGAAGGUUUGGGAGUGAAGAGGAGGGGUCUGGGAGUGAAUGGGAGGAGUUUGUCAGGGAGGAGGGAGGAGUUUCUGAAUUAGGGAGGGAGAAGAAAUAAGCAAGCCGUGAUUUCUUUCUCCCUCUGUCUCUUUUCCUCUCUGCCUCCUGUACUUUUGUACUUAUGUACUGCAUUCACCAAUGAGCACAUACACUUACAAACACACAUACGCACACACACACAUGCACACACGGACACACAUUGUUCCUGAAAAUAAGAACAGACCCAUGUAAUGUCAUUUUUUAGUCAUCAUGAAAAGUGCAAUAAGCUAUCUGGGCACAUGAUAGUGUGUGAGAAUUGAAAGCCACAGAAAAGGUUAGGGUUAAGCCUCUGAUGGGGUUCCAUUUCCAAAUAAUCACCCACUAUCAGAGGUUCUGGGAACUAGCAGUCCUGUUUUAAAGUCUAUUCACGGGAGGAUUGCACAGAAUCGCGUACCCGCCACGCAAUCGGAACCUCAAACCAAAAUACCGGCAGACCAGACGGGGAAACAAGCACACUGAAACGGGACGGCGGUAGCGCACUGAAACGGGACGACGGUAACACACUGAAACGGGACGGCGGUAGCGCACUGAAACGGGACGACGGUAGCGCACUGAAACAGGACGGCGGUAGCACAACUCUCCCUCUUUUCUGUCCCUGUUUGAUGAUGUCAGCGAUGAUGCGCGUAGGGAGGGAGGAGUCUCAUAACCUGAAUCCCCCCUUUUCUCUGUGACACACCCAACCCCCCCAUCUGUCCUUUAAGCCAUGAGCACUUUGACACACCCAGUAGAACCAGAUUGUGGGGGG